GUCAGAGGUAGCGUCAUGGCCAUAGAUGGCGCCUGUCAUCGGACUACAAACUUUUGACGUGACAAACUUUUUCAACUGUUAUGACAACUAACAGCAGGGUCCAGGGCGUCCCUCUUUUAACACCACGAGCCAGGGUCGGAAAACAAUCACAAGACCACAAACAAAGACGGUCAAGAUGUGAAGAUGUGACCUUUAACUCUUCCUUCCUCUGACCGGUUCGAAGAUGUAUCGCUAACAGCUAACGGUAACUAAGCUAGCUACUUUCAACAAGUUAGCCUGAUUUAGUUUAAGGUAUCGCGAGAUUUCACACCUUUAACAGACCGGUUUUAACUUUUUUAAGUGCCUGAUUGUGCCUGAAGACAGGACAUCUUCAUAAUGUGUCGUUUCCUUCGUUACUGUGUGAGCCACUGCCUUCAUGCAGCGAUGACCCGGCUGGAGGAGGUGAACGGGGAGGUGAGCGUGUGGUCGUCGGUGCGGGGGCUGGGUUACCUGUCCAGCCUCAACCUCCUCAUCGCCCUGUUUCUGGGACUCUACACCCGCUGGGAGAAGACUGCAGAGUCCACUCUUCUUGUCAUAAUAGUUCUGGCUCUGAUCGUCCUCGGAGUAGCAAGUGUAGUGUACUAUUACUUCAACAUGGAGAGGGUGAGUCUGAGCCUCCUCCACCUGUGGUUGGGGUUCCUAUUGGGGCUGCAGUGUUUCCCUAACAGUCCCAUCCUGGAGAGUGACUUGAAGGAGAAGGCUGCCAACUACCUGCUGCUGGUCAGUGUGGCUCUGAGGACUCUGUGGGCGCUGCUGGACCGGCUCUUUGGAUGCACAAGGUACCGUCCUGCUUUUCUCACCUCUGCAGAGAGACUGGAGCUGGUGGGUUUUGCUGCAGCCAGCACAGCUCUGCUCAUCCAGAAGUCCUUCAGUGUGAUGGUUCUGGUGGUGGCCCUAGGCAUGGUCAUGGUGGCCCUCCGGAUGAAGGCUCUCCUGGCUAUACCCAACUUGAUCUGCUUUGCUGUCAUCACAGGCGUGCUGUUCUUCAAGUCUCUGGAAAUCAGCACCAACCCUUUCGCCCUCGCCUGCUUCUUCAGUCAGCUCAUCUGCGACCCCCUUCUGGAUGUGUACUUCAGCGGGCUGUCUGUGACUGAGCGCUGGCAGCCCUUCCUGGUGUGGGGGGGUUUCCUUCGCCGGCUGUCUCUUCUUCCUCUGCUGGUGCUGGAGGGGACUUUCAUCGCUUUGGCAGCGCGGACGCUGACAGACCUGCACCAGUGGUACCUGACGAUCCCAGGCUUUGUAGUCUGCGGGCUCUUCUGGUUGAUCUGCCACAUGGUGUUUGUCAUCACAGUGUGGGGCUUUCACAGUAAGCUCAGUGACUGCCAGAGGCUCUGUGUGUUUCAAGGGUCAGGGGUCAACGGGCUGGACAAAGUGAUGGCUUCAAAGGGAGUGAGACACUUCUGCCUCAUCUCUGAACGCCUGGUGCUCUUCACGCUGGUGUCCACUGUGGCUUUGGCUGCUCUCUGUUGGCAGGCAUCCAGCAGUUUCUUCGUCAGCAUGCUUCUCCUCAUUCUGCCUCUGGAGUCUCUGUUCCACGGCCUCUUCCAUGAACUUGGUAGCAGCCUGGGAGGAACCUGUGUGGGCUAUGCGGUGGUCAUCCCCACUAACUACUGCAGCCCUGACGGUCAGCCCAUGCUGCUGCCUCCUGACCAGGUGGACGCGCUGAACAGGCGCUCCACCGGCAUGUUGAACAGCGUGCAGCGCUUCUUCGCCCAUCACCUCAUCGAGGUUUUCGGCUGCGACUACUCCACCAGCGGGGUGACUCUGGAGGCCCUGCAGGCCAAGAUCAAAUCCUUCCUGGAUCUUCGCACGGCGGACGGGCCUCGACACGACACCUACAUCAUCUUCUACAGCGGCCACAGUCACCGCUCAGGAGAGUGGGCGCUGGCAGGAGGAGACACUCUGCGUCUGGAUCAGAUCUUGGAGUGGUGGAGGGAGAAAAACGGCGGCUCCUGUUCGCGCCUCAUCCUCGUCCUCGACUGCGACAACUCCUCCCAGUGGGUGAAGGAGGUCAGCAGGGUGGAGGGUCUGUACGUGGCAGUGCAAGGGGCGACCCUCGCCAGAGUGACGGACGUGGAAGAUCAGGACCCCCCGCAGCUCGGAGACUUCACCGCCCAGUGGGUGGAGUACAACUGCGACUCAACCAGCAACAUCCAGUGGUCCGGGAGGGGGAGGGGCGUCUCUGCCGCCUACGGCAUCUCCAAACACUGGAGCGACUACACGCUGCACCUGCCGACGGGAAGCGACGUCACCAACCACUGGAGCAUGUACUUCCCGCGGGUGACGUACCCGGUGGUGCAGUUGGCGCUGUGGUGCGGCGGUUUGAACCUGCUGUGGCUCUGCGGCGUCUGCCUGCGAUGUCUCAAGAGAAUCAAACUCAACUGGUUUCCUCCGGCCGUACUGGACACCGGCCAGGGCUUCAAACUGGUCCGAUCUUAACACAAACAAGGGCUAUUUUUACUGUCAGGAGUUUUUAAUACAUCUAUUUUUUCUUAAUGUCAAUCUGUGUUUUUUUGGACCCUGGAAAUAGGCAGCUAUUGGAUCGUACACUUUGUCUCUAACCAGCAGCUCGUUUGUUACUGUAAAACGAAUUCCUUAGUUACUGAUGCAUUUUAAAAACAUAGUAACAGUUUUUUACAUUCUGAUAAUUAUUCUAUGCGUGUGAUUUUUUUUUUUAGCUUUGAUAAAACAAACAUCCCGAUCAGACAUGUGGGAUGAAAACCAGCACAUUGACACUGUUUUGCACAGUUGUAUGAUAUCUCCUGUCACAGCUGAUUCCAGCAGGAUCUUAACAGCAUACAUGUUGUGCCUUUCACCUUAAAGUGCAGCUCAUGACGCUGAUCGCUUGAACCUUAAACCAAAGUUGCCGAGGUACAUUUUCAUAAGAUCUCAGGCAUAAAUUAUAUAUAUCUAAUCUAAGCUGUGUGUUUUUUUUAUAGUUGAGAUGUUAUGCUGUUGUUUUAAUUUGACCCCUCUUUACUGCACUAUGCAUUCUACACUCGAAGCCUUGAGUUCUUUUCCCUGCACGGCUCUGCGUCUGUUCCUAAAGCCUUUUAUCAAGCUUUGAGGGGUUUGGUUUGAGUCCUCUGCAGCUGCUUCAGGGAGUCCUGCCUGCACUGAUGAUUGCACUACAAGCAGACAUGUAUGAGAACUAUAGUAUUUAUGAGAUAAUGAACCCUGUAUCACACAAAGGGGGGCUAUUUUCUUCCAGAGGUUUAUUACAGGUCACUGUGAUAUGCAAGUUUUAUUAUUAUCAGUUUGAUGAGUUUGCAAAGAGAAAAUCAGAUGAAGAUGUAUCAAACUAUGCAAUAAAGGGGAAGUAGGACUUCGCUGCUCUAUUUAUGAA
Messenger RNA from Notolabrus celidotus (New Zealand spotty), 3385 nucleotides. It is a transcript of the gene tmem168b, whose product is annotated as transmembrane protein 168b. The transcript is spliced from 4 exons. Lineage: Eukaryota; Metazoa; Chordata; Actinopteri; Labriformes; Labridae. The record is from RefSeq and is a predicted model, not a curated record. Bases 376 to 2478 code for a protein of 700 amino acids.